AUGGCCGACGGACCCAACGAAUUUCAACUGGAACAACCACCUUCAGACGGAAUUUCGUCCGUCAAAUUCAGCCCCAACCCGGCUUCAUUUUUAGUGGUGUCAUCAUGGGAUACAGUAAGAAUCUCUUCCUCUGAAUUAACUUCUUUAACGUUAAAUCUGUUAGUUUCGUGCGACUUUAGUUCAGUCUGUUUCCUAACACUUUAAGUUUUCUACCAUACUUCCAACAGACAGUCAGACUUUAUGAUGUCCACAACAACAACAUGCGUCUUAAAUAUAACCACCCAUAUGCUGUGCUAGAUUGUUGUUUUCAAGACGGUGUGCACACUUUUAGCGGAGGACUUGAUAAUACUCUGAAAGUGUAAGUACGACCUAAGCGAUAAUCUACGCUUCAUCUAACCAGGGAUUGCAGUGAUUAGUGUUUAAAAAGAACUCUGUUGAAAAAUCUUCCAUCUGAAUUUACUAUUUCCCUCUUGUUGGUCUUGAAUAGUUGUUGGUGUUUAGUGUAAACUAUUUGAUACAGAAAGCCUUAGGAGAAGGUUACAAAACCACUGCACAUUUGUAAAUAAUGCUGUGGCCUUAUUUUUUAUCGGAUACGACCAUGUAGCCCAUACAUCAUGUACCACUGAAAGAAAUGAAGGAAAAGUAGAAUGAAUCAAAUUGUGAUAAUACCUGUUCUUUUGCUAGAAUUGUAAAUUAUUGACUUGAAAAAGGCCAACCUGGUUCAAGAAAAGAGGUGGAGUAGUCGAGGGAGGCCACAGAUAAAAAAAACCCUCUAUAUUUAAGGAAAUUGUGAGACUCUUUAGAUUUUGAUGACUAAAAAAAUGAGCAUUUUUAAACUGGUUUGAAAUAUUUGAAUGUCUACACCACUUACACCUAUAAGCUUGUAUAUUGGGAAUCAAUUAUUUUUAAAGCAAAAAAGGGGAAGCCACAUUAUGUAGCCACACAACUUGACUUGACGAUCUUGUACUUUAUGCGAGUUGUGUCUACACUAUAUUUGUAACUGUAAAAAUAACAAUAAAUGUGUUUGUUUGUUUGUUUGUUUGUUAACAGUUGUUUGGGAAAUGCAGCAUACUUCAGCAUCAAACUUUUGUUAUUUUAAAUUAUUGAUUGUUUCUUCAGUGUAGAUCUAAACACUUCAGCUGAACAAGUUUUAGGAAUGCAUGAUGAUGCAAUUAAAUGCGUGGAGCACUGUCCAACUCCUGGUAUGAUAACAUGAAAAUUGCAAAUUUAACUACAGUAGGUGUAAUCAUUACUUAUGCACUGUAAUCUGUAGGGGUUCUCUUCAAGAUAUACCUAACCCUUUAACUCCCUAAGAGUGACUAGCUUCUAAUUUCUCCUUUUAGUGCCACCUCUGAAUCAAACAUUAAGGUCAUGAGAAUAUUGGAAAUGAUCAACAAGUACAGGAGCUCUUGAUUGUUAAGCAAAAUCUCCUUUUCAGCACCUUAGGAAAUGUAUAGAAACAGUAUGGAGAAUAUGCAUACUGAUCUUAGGGUAUGUAGGGUAUUAUACUGAAGACGUUAGUCUUAACAAGUAACCAUGGGAAACUGUGCUAGAAACUGAAUGACUUGAAGAAUUAUGACAACCACUUACAGACUUGGGUGAUACAUUUUUUUAAUCAGAUUUUUAUAUAGCUGUGGUGUUCACAUUUUGUGCAUGUUUCUCUGAUCUGGGCAACAGACAAAUAUCCAGAGUCAGGCUUGAAUGCAGUAAUUUACAAAUACCGGUAUUUGUUCACUUCAAGGGUUAAUUGCAACUGGUAGCUGGGACAAGUAUGUCAAACUUUGGGACCCAAGAACAAAUCAGUGUACUGGAUCAUAUGAGCAACCUGAAAAGGUCUGUAACUGUGUAACUGUAGUCUGUGAUGGAUUUCUAUUGUCAGAAGUCCACUUUGAUUUUAGCAGAUGCCAACUAGAAAGGAAUUCAACAAUGUAUUUAAAUCAAACCUACUGCUCUGUAUCACAAUUACAUAGUACUAAAUUUGUCCAUUAUAGUUUGGUUUAGGUCCUUCUUGCUUUAAUAAAUGGCGCUUAACAUUCAUGCCACGAGAAAUUUAGAUAUAAGGGUUUGAAUAUUAUUAAAGUUUGGAAUCCAAGACAUUCAUAGUGACAUGAUGUAAUGAUUGAUGUCAUCAAUCUUCUAACUCCCAGAAGUGAUUAAAAUGUAAUUUCUCCUUUUAAUAUCCAUACAUUCUCUAGCAAAUAGGUAAUGUGAAUAAUCAAACUUAUCAGAUUGAAAUUGUUAUCUUGAUCUGAAAACAAAUUCUUGUAACUGAUUUACAAGGAAAUAUGCAGCAGCUAAAGAGGAGAAUUAACAAUCACAUCUUUGGAAUGAAUUAAUUACCUGGCCAUCCAUAGAACUCUGACUGGUGUAUAAGUACAGAAGGGUGUAAGUGCUAAAAGAUAUCCUUUGACUGAAUAUGUUUUGGUUGGUUGUCUUAGGUUUACACAAUGGCUUCAUCUGAUGAGCGUCUUGUUGUUGGCACAGUAAGUACUAUAAAAUGGAUACAAAUAAAUUCAGUCACUGUCAUUUCUUUUUUCACUUCCCAUCUGGCCUGAGGGUUAAUGAAAUUUUACAUUUACAGAACCAUAAGUGAGCUUAAUUAAUUUUCAGUUCAUGUUGCUCUCUUUUAGGCUGGAAGGCGUGUUAUGGUAUGGGAUCUCAGGAACAUGGUAAGACCAAAAUAAUUAUGUUUUUAAGCUGCUAACAGUGAUUUGUAUAAAAGAUCAAUGCUAACAGAUACCUGUUUAGAGAAAUGUCUCUCUUUAAAACUAGAUAUCUGCAGUUACCCAUAACUUAGCUCUGGUCAAUGUACAUCCAUUUUGAAUCUAUAUCUCUAUUUGGAUAAUGCCAGCAAAUAAGAUAUGUCUUGGUUGGGAUUCUGACCAAUGUAAGUGCACUGGCUGAGUUUCAUUAAAUAAUCAAUUAAUAAAUUAGAUUAUUUGUACCCAUCAUUGAUGCACAUUUUUCACAGACAUAUGUACAACAAAGAAGGGAAUCUAGUCUGAAAUACCAAACAAGAUGUAUCCGCACUUUCCCAAAUAAGCAAGGUAAUUUUUAACUUUAUAUAAGACUGGUUAUUAUGUGAUAAUUUGGUUUUCACAUGCAAGUUGAUAAUGUAAAUUGGCCAUGGUAAAGAGUUCCUAAAGCUGACACUUCAUGUGUUUGCCCUUUGUCAGUACAAAUGACGAAGGGCUAAUGCUUGAAACAUCAGCUUUUGGAACCCUAUACGGUGGCUAAUUUACAUUUUCAAAUUAGUUGAUAAAACCAAAUUAUCUUGCUGUAUCUUCCCAACCAAUGCAGCACCACAGUUUCUUUUGAAACUUACCCCAUUUAUUCAUUGGUUAUUGUGUGACUUACUUCAUUUCUCUUCCAGGUGUUUGGUUUAACUUGGGGAACACUAGUUUUUCUGCAUUGCUUUCAUGUAUACAUGUGCAGGCAAACCUUGGCUGUCCAUACUUUAGUUGUUUAAGCUAGGCUCAGUUUCACCAGGAAGUGUGUUAGUUGGUGUAAUCAACAAAAUUGUCAUACAGUUAAAUGAGUGCAUUUGGACAAAUGAAGAGUACCAUUUUGACAGUGACAAUCCUUUUUGUACAGAAAGUUGCAUAUAGUCACAUUGAAUCACUAGUAACACCUUUCUAUGACCUUUGGUAUCACAGGGUACGUGUUGAGCUCUAUUGAGGGCAGAGUAGCUGUGGAAUACUUUGACCCAAGCCCAGAAGUUCAGAAAAAGAAAUAUGCCUUUAAGUGCCACCGAAUCAAAGAAGAAGGAAUGGAAAAUAUAUAUCCUGUUAAUGCUAUAUCUUUCCAUAAUGUGUGAGUAUUGUAUGCCUCUUUCAUGUUCAAUCUGAGGAAACCCCUGGUAACUUGAAGACUUGGGGGUACUAAGUACCACUAACCUACACCUGCAUGAGCCUAAUGAAUUGAAUUGAUUGCUGGAUUACCCUGUAAUAUUAUGCCAAUCAUUAUUGUUUAGUAUUGUUUUAGUAGGCACACUUUCAGAGCAAAGAAAUUUUUGACAGAAAAUUAGAAACAUCUGAAUACACAAAACCUGUAGGUUUCAAUUAAUGUGAAUUGAUUUUCCUUUUUGGCUCACUUACUUGUUGACGUGCCAUUAUCUGUGACCCUGGACUACUUGUUACCUUUCAGAUCUCCUACAUUUCGAUAUUGCUCUUUUUCGUUAUUUCACUUUUGGAACAUUCUGUCCUAAAUCCUUUUUUUGUCCAUGAGUUAUUUGUGCAUUUGUCUCAGUAAUGUUUCUUGGCAAUCAGGGUUUACUACCAGAUCUGGGCUCUGUUGUUCAAAGGGCAGAUAAUGCAAUCCAGUGGAUAAGUGUGAACAAAACAUACGGCGCUACCCACUGGAUAGUGAUUUAUCCAGUGGGUAUUGUUAUCCACUGUUCUAACCACCAGAGCCUGAUGAGUUAAUUAAUGUGUAUUUUACCACUCCAAUCAUUUUCAGACACAACACAUUUGCCACUGGUGGUUCAGAUGGUUUUGUAAAUAUUUGGGAUGGCUUCAAUAAAAAGCGACUUUGCCAGGUAUCAGUGAAUAUAUUAAAAAAUUACAUCUCUUACCAUUAACCUGUGUAGCAGGUAAUGCACAACAAAAUGGUGGAAAAGUACCCAAAUAAAGUUCAAAUUAGAAAUCCUAUGGUCAGUGUUAAGAAAGAAAAAUAUUUAUUUGAAGUUUGAUAUGGAGAUACUUUUCCAUAGUACUACCUGAUUUUAAAGGAGGAACUCUUUGUCUUAGUUUCCCUAUCACAAAACAGUUAUGAGAACUACUGUCAUUUGCAUCUUCUGUUGAUUUCUUCCAUACAUAACCAACCUUGUUCCCUCAUUUUAAUGUUAAUUCUUACAUUCUUCAUGUUAGUGUUAUUUCAAAUUGCUUUUGAUAAUAUUAAUAACAAUUAAGAUUUGUGCAGCACAAAUUUCAUGUAAGCAUGAUCAAAUGCACUCUACAGUUUCAAAUAUAUUUUCUGUCCCAUGAAAACAGCUCACAGUGUUGUGACAUUAAAAUUACAGUUUAAGAUGAUUCUGCAAGGCCUGGUCAUUGUAAAAGAUCAUACAUUAAUCAUGUCUAAUUAAAUUUUCAGUUUCAUCGUUACCCAACCAGUAUUUCAUCAUUGAGCUUCAGUAAUGAUGGCAGCCUGCUGGCCAUAGCUGUGUCUUACAUGUAUGAAGAGGAUGAGAAGGAGUAAGUUACAUCAUAUUAAUAUACAAUUAUAGUGCUAUGAUAUUAUGUUCCAUCCACCAUUUUGCCAAGAGCUACAAAUGCACAGAACCUUUGAGAUAACAGGUGUCAUGAUAGUUAGAUAAUGAAACAUAGUGCUCCUUUAGGUUACAUGUUAUCCUUUGUUUGGCUGGAAAAAAAAUAGACAUCUCACACUGUAUUUUACAAACUGGACAGUUAGCUUGGUUAGCAUUUUGCAAAGUCACAUCAAGCUUUAGUUGACGCAAAACAUUUUAUUUCUUUUACUAGACAUCCAGAAGAUGCCAUUUACAUUAGGCGAGUUUCUGAUGCAGAAACAAAACCUAAGUAA
This is a messenger RNA of Pocillopora meandrina, 5538 nucleotides long. The record is from the annotation of a GenBank genome assembly. NCBI's taxonomy places the organism in Eukaryota, Metazoa, Cnidaria, Anthozoa, Scleractinia, Pocilloporidae.